AAGCUGUGUUAGAACCAGAAAGAAUUGGGAAGAGCAUCAAAAGCCAUCAGGAGACUUUGGCAAAAGCCUCUGUCAGGAGGCAGAUCUGUAAUGCUCGGAUUAUCUGCCUUAGCGAGAACUCAAAAAGUGUCUUCAGCAAACAGCCGGAGAAGGAAGAGCGUCAGGCUGUUCCUGGCCUGGCCCACUGUACUAAAGAUGGGCCGUCGAGCCCGCCAAGACCUCUUUGCAGAUGAAAACCUCAGCAGGAAGAAUUCCCCGUCUGCUUCUCUUGGAGAGGAUGAAGACUCUCAGGAAAAGGUUGACCAUGUUCCACCACCUAAACCCCCACGACGGCAAGGAGGCUGGGCAGAUGAUCCUGUAUUGGCACCUACCAAGUCAGGAAGAAAGCAUGCAGAAGAAGUGGAAGACCAUCGUCUCAGACAGCAGAGCCUGGAGGCAUCAGAUGAUGGAGGAGACAUUCCUGUGAUCCCUGACUUGGAGGAUGUCCAGGAGGAAGAUCUGGCCAUGCAAGUGGCAGCUCCCCCCAGUGUGCAGGUGAACCGAGUGCUGACCUACCAUGACCUGGACAAAGAUCUGAGGAAAUACGCUGCCUUUCAGACUCUGGAUGGCGAGGUAGAUCUGAAGCUUCUCACCAAAGUUUUGGCUCCAGAGCAUGAACUACGAGAGACAUUACCAAUGGAUGAACUGGUGCAUGACUUGGCCUCGGCUUUAGAGCAGACUUCAGAACAAAACAAACUGGAUGAACUAUGGGAAGAGAUGGCACUAAGCCCACGGCAGCAGCGUCGUCAACUUCGCAAGAGACGGGGUCGUAAACGACGCUCAGACUUCACACAUCAGGCAGAGCAUGCCUGCUGCUACAGUGAGGCCUCAGAGUCGAGCUUGGACGAAGCUGUCAAGGAUUGCCGUGAGGUGCUGACAGCUAAUUUCAGUGAUUCUGAUGACAUGGCAGUGGUCAAACGACACCCAACUCUAUGUGCCACCCUGAGGAGCAAACAACACUUGUGGCAUGAGUCAGACUCCUUUACAGAGAAUGCACCCUGUCGACCUCUCAGGCGCCGACGGAAAGUCAAACGUGUGACAUCAGAGGUGGCUGCCAGUCUCCAGCAAAAGCUUAGGGUGUCAGAGUGGAACUGCGAGAGGGGCUGCARGUUCAAGUCAGCCAAGAAACAGUGUCUUUCACGCUGGAAAGAAAAUGCCCCAUGGACAUCAUCCAGUCACAGCCAGUCAGGAGAGAACAGGCCCUUCCUCAGCAAAGCAGGAAGGAAGGAGCACAUGGAUUGUGAAGCUGAUGAUCAGAAACAGGGCUCAGAUGAAAAUAUGUCGGAAUGUGAAACCAGCAGUGUAUGCAGCAGCAGUGAUACUGGCCUGUUUACCAAUGAUGAAGGUCGCCAAGGAGAUGAUGAGCAAAGUGAUUGGUUUUAUGAAGGAGAAUGUGUUCCAGGAUUCACUGUCCCCAACCUUCUUCCUAAGUGGGGAACUGAUCACCGAUCUGAAGUGGAAAGGAUUGAUUCAGGCCUGGACAAGCUCUCAGUUUCGACCUUCCUUUUACCCUCACGGCCAGCUCAGAGAGGAUUUCAUGCUCGCCUGAAUCGUCUUCCAGGAGCUGCUGCCCGCUGUCUCCGUAAAGGUCGGAGGAGGCUAGUUGGCAAGGAGACCUCCAUGAGCACUCUGGGCACCGAGAGGCUAGGUCAUAUUGUUAGUGAUCCACGCCAGAAAGAAAAGAAUACAAUGCUGACUUCUGAUUUCCCACACACUGUGGCACAUGAGUUCAAUCCAUUAUCUCCUCUGUACUCUCUGGAUGUGCUUGCUGAUGCUUCCCACCGAAGAUGCUCACCAGCACACUGCACUGCCAGGCAAACAAAUGUCCACCUGGGACCACCAUGCUCAAGGGACAUCAAGAGGAAACGAAAGCCAACUGCAGCCUCCACAUCUAGCACAACAUCAGGAACUUUGUCUAUCCACAUGGAUGCAGCAGAAUCAGAGCUACCAGCAACACCAUCCUUGAGAUCUCAGAAUUCUGAGUGGACUGGGAAAACAUCAGCAGCUGAGAAAUCUACUAUUGAUUCUUCCAGUAACUUUUUUAAAAUGCCACCAGAGAAGAGCCCUGGAUACAGCUAAAAGGAAGAAAUGCAACUCUAAAAGCUUCUUUGAUUUUGGAAGUGUUUGAUUCUGGUGUGUGUCUGCACCAAACAUCUUGUUUGGCAGUAGUGCUGUCUUCAGUAUUUGGUGCGUGAUGCGUGCCAUCAUCCAGACUGGUCUGUGUGCCCUGCAUACCUAAGUCAUGUUUGUGAAUCURUGUUUAAGAGAAGGUAAUCAGUGUUGGAACCGCAGUGACUUUAAAAGAUUAUCUUGCUAUUUCUCUGUUUAUUAUGAAUUCAUCUCUUUCCCUGAUGCCAGCUCAUAUGUAAUGGGUCAUGUACAGGUUCUUUUGGGUUUUCAGAUCUUUAUUCACCCCCUGGACAUGUUGCUUUUUUGUGYAUUCAGCAUUUUUUUGGGGUGAGAGUCCCAGUGCCAUUUAGAGAAGCAGAAGCCUCCCCUUGCUUUCUUCCAUGCCAGAAGGAUUUCCUGGCUGGGGAAUGAGGAGGGAAUACUAACACAUGGAAAYGUGAAACCUGAAUUCUGUAUUAGCAGAAUGUUUUCAGGUCAUGUGCUAAUGAACUCGAAUCAUGUUUGCUUCUGCCAAAGCGAAUAUGGUGCUUGUCUACAUAGAAAUUGCCAUUAGCUCACUGGCAGCAUUGUCCAUUAGAUCUUUUCCUUCUCCCUUGUUCUUAAUCUCUUCAGUCUUUAUUGUGUAUUGCAUGUUCAUUCUUAAAUCUCCUCCUGGAUAAGGAUUUGGGAGAACUACUUGGACAUAAAUGUGCAAGCUGGUGUCCUGGAAAGUAACCUGGACCUUGAAUAUUGCAGUAUGGUAGAAGAUUAUACAAAACUUCGUAUCUCAGUGUAUAAAUUAAAAARCAUCUGUUAGUGUUUUUAAAAAGAUGCUUGCUGUUGAAGUUAACAUGCCAUUGAACAAAAAAGCCAUUUAAAGUGUCACCUGAGUUCAGAGCAUUAUCGGUAUAGAUCARACUCCUUCUGUAUCGUGCUUUCCCUCCCUUCAAAAGUAUUGUCUGCUAAACCUACUGGAGGUGUCUCCAUCUGCUGAUGAUUGCACRUGACACUGCAGUGUACACUAAAGAGAUUCUCUUCAUAGAACUUCCAGUUGGUCUGCUGUUACCAUCUGUGUUUCAACAAAAUAUAUGGAAAUGGAUUUCUUCCCUCUUUUUAAUUGCUCUGGAACUUAUCUUGGACUAUGUUUUCAGAAUAUGUACCUGUAUAGCAUGUGCCAAGGAACAGGUGGCCUCACAACUUCUUAAGUCCUUUAAAAUAGGAUCUGUUUGUAUGAAUUGAACUUUUUGCUUUCUUCAUUGUGUGGGGCUUUCUGAUAGGACCAUUUAAACUUGUAAAAUUUUUUUGAUUGUGGAGGUGCAUCAAGCACUACUAAGCAGAUAGCAAAAUUUGCAUGAUUUUAGUGGUUUUGYAGUGUUUUGCUUUCUUAUAAAUCAAAUGGCUGAGGGAGAGAUUUGAUUGGGAAAAUAUGAAACAGUGAUUUGUAUUAAGUCUGUUUUAAAAUGAAAUUGAAUGACUUGCUAAAUCAUGAUUGACAAGUAUAGUUUGUUAUAAUACAGACACGCUGUCUGUGUCUGAUCCCCUAAUACCUACUUAUUCUUGGGGCGACAUCCAAAUUGGAUUUAUAUUUUGCAGUCCAAGCAAACUGUCAAAUCUGUCACUAUAAAUCCUUCUCAAAAUAUUUUUAAUUUUUAUUUUGGGUGGUACAGUUUAGAACUAUUUAGAACAGGGAAAGCCUUUUUACCUUAAUGAAGGAAUACAGAGGUCCAUUUGGAUUACUGGGAAAGCUGUAAUAGUUUGUGGAGGAAGGAGUGUUCCUGUUUUAAAGUAGUCAUGAGUUUGUCUUAUUUGUAGCUGUUUUGAGCAAUGUUGCCUAAAGGGUAGCACAGGAAGUUCAGCACUGGAGGGCCUGUAAUCUAAAACAUGUGAAGAGAAGGUACACCUGAACAGUAGCAGCUUGACUAUGUAAUACUCAUGAAUACAGUGAAUGGGAAAGGUGGUCCACAUUCUCCUGACAAUUUUCAGAUAAAAUUUAGGAUUUGCAGCCUUGUAAUCUUAACAUGCUGCUCCAAUGAUAGGGAGUGGCUCCCUAAAGAGCAUUUGUGAAAUUGAGUGAUUUUGAUCUCAUGAAGUAUUCUCUACAAACUCUCUUGGUUUGAGUCUAUUCAACAGACUGACUCAGUUUUCUAAAAUUCUGCUAAAAUUUUAUAUUUUAGCCCUUGUAUUUCCCUUUUUAAAACAAAUUGUGAUGUAUUUUGCUGCAUUCUGAGUGUUGUCCAAAUUAUUUUUUUGUCUUCUGUGAUAUGUGGAUGCUGUAAAAACUUCUUGGAAAAGAUGUUAGGGAAUCAAGAGCCUUCAUCUCAUUGUGGUGGUGAAGGGGUGGGUUGCAAUGCUUAAUGUGAUUUUUCUCUGGGGGCAGGGAAAGGUAAUUGAUCAGAUUUUCCUAUUAAGGUCAGUAGCAUUGUUAUCCGGUUAAACCCUUACUUAGGUUGUAAGCUCCUAGGAGGUAUUUCUUGUCUUUAAAUGCUGAUUGUACCCAUGGCAGCACUGAGGAGUAACUGUGGCAGGUCUUGUCUUGACAAGCCGUACUUCCUGCCAUGGCAGCUUUCUGGAAGUUCCAGAAGACUCCAAUUAUUGCAGGUGCCAUGUCUUUCCUACUUCUAGGUUAGAAUCCAUUUACAAGUCAGAUUCUCAACCAAAUUUGAUUCUCCUGAGUGGUAGGCAAGCUAAAUGAAUCAUGUAUCUUGUUACUCCAAGGUAUUUAUCAAAAUAUAUCUUCAAACUUGAUGUGGAUUUCAAUAUCUGCAGCWUUCUUGGAUGAAUAAACUAAGUCCAUUGUUUUGCCUCUUUUUUUUGCUGAGGCAAAUUUCAUAGAAUUCACUCUGCUCACAAAGUACUCAAUGUGAAAGAUACUGCUUCACAUGUGGUUUACUUGAGUAGAAAGGAAUAACAUGCCUUGAUCUGGCAGCUGUGCUUCUGUGAAGAUGGUCCAGUUUGGGAUUAUUGCUUCAAAGAUACAGAGCUCACUCAUAUUUCACUUGUCCACCAGGACGCCCCCGUCUUUUUUUUUUCAGUGUUUACUUCUCUCCAGKUGUCUUUCUCCUUGUCAUUAUGGGAGAUGUCAAUAUCCCAGAUGUGACCUGGGAAUACCAUACUGCUGUGACAAGCAAGUCCAGGAAAUUCCGGAAGUAUAUUGAAGAUAAUUUCUGGUCACAAGUACUCRGUGAGCCAACUAAGAAAGAUGCCCUCCUAAACCUGUUAUUUAUGAAUAAAAAUGACUUUUGAGAGAUAUGAUGGUAGGUGGCUGCUUUUGCCAUAGAAUCAUGAAAUGGGUAAUUUUAAAAUUUUUGGUGUUAUGAGGAAAAUGGUUAGCAAAGUGCUACCCUGGAUUUCAACAGAACUAACUUUAGGGAACUCAGUGAGCAAGUUACUAGUGUGCUCUUCCAUGAGUGCUGGUCAGUUUUUAAGAACCACCUUUUAGAAGUACACAGGCAUGUGAUCUCUCUGUGUUGAAUGACAAACAAGGCAUGCAGAAGACUAGCUUAACUGACCAGGGAACUCCUCUUGAAACUCAGGAAGAAAUUGUAUGAUCUCUGGAAGCGAAGUCAAGCUUCACAGAAAAAUUACAGAGCUGUAGUUCACAUAUGCAGGGAGAAGAUAUGAAAGACCRAAACUUAAUUAGAGUUGAAACUGGCCAGUGUUGUGUGUCAGACAAGCAAGGCUUUUUGAAGUACAUUAAUAGCAAGAGGAGGUCUAAGGAAAACAUUGGACUGAUUUUUGUUAUAGAUGAUCACCUGACAAAUGGGAGUGAAGAAAAAUUGGAGGCAUUCAGUGUUGUUUUUGCGUUGGUUUCUUGUAGUAGUUACAGACCUUGGGCUGCCACAUUCUCUGAUCUGGAGGACCGUUACUGUGGGAAUAGUGACUUCCUAUUUGUGUACAUAGAGAUUAUAGGGGACCAGUUGAAUGUUCGUAAGUCUGUGAGGCCAGGGGAGAUUUGUCCCAGAGUACUGAAGGAGCUGGUGGUUGUUGUAACAUGACCUCUCUMAAUCACCUACCAAAGGUAUUGGGAGUCUGGGAAGGUCCACGCUGACUAGAAGCUAGUCAGCAUUAUUCUAGUUUACAAGAAGUGCAUGAAGCAAGACCCAAGAAAACUUGUUAGUCUAGCCCCAGUACCUGGAAAAAUUAUAGAGGAAAUCAUACUGGGUGCUAGUGAAAGGCAUUUAAAAUCCUUUACAUCAUCGAAUCACAGAAUAACCUGACUUGGAAGGGACCUACAGGGAUCAGCAAGUCCACAAAGAAUGACUAGUGGGUGAUGUGGUGGUUGGCAGCUCUCAGGCAUAGUGACCAUGAAAUGUUAAGAGUUUUCAAUACUGGAUGAAGUAAGGAAGGGCACCAGCAGAACUUCCACCGUGGACUUCCAGUGGGCAAACUUUGGCCUUUUUAGGAGAGUGAUUGACAGAGUCCCUUGGGAGUCAGUCCUGAAGGGCAGAGGAGUUCAGGAAGGCUGGAUGUGCUUUAAAAAGGAAUUUGUAAGUAUUCAGGCACAAACUGUCRCCAUGUUUAGAAAGACAAGUACCUGGGGAAUAAAUAAACCAGUAUGGCUAAACAGAGAACUUAGGCUGGGACUUUUGGGGAAAAAAGAGAAUGUAUUAUCUCUGGAAGGAUGGCCAGAUAAAUUGGGAGGACUACAGCGAUGUCUCAAAGUCAUGUAAGGAGAAGAUUAAAAGGGCUAAAGCUCAACCAAAACUCGGUUUGGUGGCUACAUUAAAAAMAACAUAAAAUGUUUCAGUAAAUGAACUGGCCGCAAAAGGAGGAUCAAGGAGUGUCUCCAUCAUUUGAUGAAUGCAGGUGAUAGUGUAGUGAGAGGGGAUGAAGAAAAGGCAGAGGUACUUAAUGCUUUCUUUGCCUAAAGCUUCCAGAUACCCUGCCCCCAAAGGUGGAAGUUAGGGACCGGAAGUGGAGGGAAGCUCCCAUAAUCCAGGAGGAGAUGGUCAGCAUCUUGCUAUACCAGUUAGACAUUCACAAGUCUAUGGGCCGUGAUGGGAUCCACCCCAGAGUAUUGAGGGAUUAGUGAAAGAACUUCCCAAUACACUGUCAGUCACUUAACAGAAGUCCUGAUUAACUGGAGAAGUUCCAGCUGACUGAAAAUUAGGAAAUGCUUCCUAGAAAAACCAGCUGCUCACAGCUUGGAUGGAUGGAUGGAUGGAUGGAUGGAUGGAUGGAUGGAUGGAUGGAUGGAUGGAUGGAUGGAUGGAUGGAUGGAUGGAUUCUUCAGUGGGUAAAGAAAUGGCUGGAUGGCCAAGCCCAGAGAAUUGUGGUAAAUGGAGCUAAGUCCAAUUGAUGACUAGUCAUCAGUGGGGUUCCCUAGGGUUCAAUUUUGGGGCCAUUCCUGUUUAAUAUCUUUAUUGUGGGUAUGGAUGUGAGGAUUGAGUGCACCCUCAGUACUCAGGGGUGAUCUCAUUUCUCUCUACAMCUGCCUGAAAGGAUGCUGUMGUGGAGUGGAGACCAGUCUCUUCUGCUGUGUCUAUAGUGAGAGGACCAGAGGAAAUAUCCUUAAGCUGAGGCAAGGGAGAUUAGAUUAGAUAUUAGACUUUUUUUUUUUUUUCCACUGUUAGGGUAGUUAGGCAUUGGAGUGGGUUGUCCGGGGGGUUGAUGGAGUCACCAUCCCUGGAGGUGCUUAAGAGGCAUCUGGACCUGGCACUGGGUGAUACGGUUUAGGGGUUACAGUGGGAAAGCUGGGUUGCUGGCUGGACUGAAUGAUCCUAAAAUAUUUUGUCUAACCUUGAUGAUUCUAUGAACUCCUGACUAUGCAGAGGACAGCCCCAAGAAUCACGCCAUGUCCCUGAGAGCAUUGUCCAAACMCUUCUUGAGCUGUGUCUGGCAUGGUGCUGUGACCACUUCCCUGGGGAGCCUGCUCUAGUGUCCAACCACCCUCAGGAUGARAAACCUCUUCCUGAUAUCCAACAUAAACCUCCACUGACACAACUUCAGGCCAUUCUCUCGGGCCCUCUUACUGGUCACCAGAGAGGUCAGUGYCUGCUCUUCCUCUACCCCUCCUGAGGAAGUUGUAGACUGCAAUGAGGUCUCCCAUCUGUUGUCUCUUCCAGGCUGAACAGACCGAGUCUCCUCAGCUGCUCCUUAUUCACUUUCUACUCCAGACCCUUUACCAUCUUCUUAGCGCUCCUUUGGAUGUUCUUUAAUGGCUUUAUGCCCUUAUAUUGUGGUGCCCAAAACUGUACAGCGGACUCAAGGUGAGGUUGCACCAGUGCAGAGCAGAGCAGGACAGUCCCCUCCUUUGACUAGCUCAUGAUGUAAUUUUAAAACAGGGCAAACAAUAAACAGCAAGUUGGGGAAAGAGCUGGAAGGCAUGUCCUGUGGGAAUUGGUGAAGGAAUUUGGGUUUGUCUGGUUUGGAGAAAAGGAGACUGUUCUGUACAGGUUCCCGAGGUGGGGAGGAGAGAGAGGUGCUGGUCUCUUUGUGGUAUCUAAUCACAGAGCACAUGGGAAUGGUUCAGACCUAUGCCAAGAGAGAUUCAGCUUUGACAUUAGGAAACACUUCUAUACAGAGAGGGUGGAUCAACACGAGCAGGCUUCCUAGAGAGAUGGUCGAUGCCCCAAGCCUGUUGGGGUUUAAGAGACAUUUUGAUGCUGCCCUUUGUUUAACUUUUAUUCAGUUCUGAAAUGGUCAGUCUGUUGCACUAGUUAAUCAUUUUAGGUCCCUUCCAAUUGAACUAUUCAAUUUUAAUCAUUUAGUUCAUGAUGUUUCUGUCUUUUCAUUCCACCAAUCUGUCCAAAUCCCUCUUGAUGGUACCCCCAUGCUCCAGCAUAUCAGUGGCUCCCUUCCUCAACAUGCCAUUAUGUCUCAUCUUGCUCAGAAUAUGCUCUGACCACUGAUAAUCUCUGAACACUACCAAUCCCAGUAUUGUCUUCUGAGUCACUUUUCCAUAAGGGACCAUCAUGCAGAUUUCAAACCAUUGAUGGUUUAACCUGGCCAGCUGCUCUCUGAUCUUCCUUUCUAGGUGCCAUCCAGUCCAUACAUCCACUAUCUGGCUGUAAGGGUGUUAUGAGAGACUGCAUUAAGGGGCUUACUGAACUCAAUGUAUACAGCAUUCACUGCCCACUAUGCAUCCUCACWGCCUAUAUUUUCAUCAUAGAAGCUUGAUUUUCCAUCACUUAAUGUCUGCCUGUUGUUAGACACCUCUUUGUCCUUGGGUGCCUAGAAAWGGCUUCCAAAACUUGCUCCUUAAAGCUACAAGGGACUGAGGUAGGGCUGACAAGCCUGUCGCUCCACUGAUUCUCCUUCCUGUCUUUUUAGAAAGGUGAUGUAUAUAUACCCCUUCUUGUCACUGGGGACCUCAUGCAACUGCAGCAGUUUUUCAUAGAUGACAGAGACCAAUCUUAAAAUGACAUACUUUAGUGUACAGGGAGAAGAUGGACAUUCAGUGAAAGAAAAAUSAAGAGCUGAGAGAAGCACAUUUUCUAGUUGUUCUUUGCACAUUUCCAGUAGUUCCAGUGAGCUUUAUUCAGGCUUAAUGCCCAGACUGGUAGGAACUGGAGAAGACUGAAUUAAAAGAAUGUAGUUUCUGUCCUAAUGGAUUUGUGAUUUUAAGGUGCAGUAAAAAGUGAAGAAAGCAGCAAAACAGAGCUGGAGAGAAACUUGUUAGAGGCUGGGACUAGUGCUGUUGAAUGAUAGAUUAGCUUCAUGAUUGUGGUAUGCAGAGGUGUGUCUUGCCAGCAUCAUUCUUGAAUAAUGACRUUGAGUAGGUUAGUGCUGUCCUUCAAACUGUAGAUGCUCUUCCUGUUAUUUUGUGGAUGUGCAGAUGUCUGCUUAGUGGGCAGAGGAUGAGAAGGGAAAUUGUAGGAAGGGCAACAAGAAGGGUGAUGGAGUGCCUCUUUUAUUGUAACCCCUUCUGUACUGGAGAAGGAAGAUGCUACAAAAAAUCCCAGUAUGUGUGCCUAGAUACUGAAAUUAUGUCAAGUGGAUAAGAACUUUGCUUUGUUGUCUUGAGGAACAGUUUGUAACCAGAACUUUUCAGUAAAGCAGAAGUUAAGGGUGCUACAUUUGUUCAGAAAUGUAUUUUAACAGUCUGUUAGGAGACURUCAAAGGCAGAUGAACUUCCAUACUCAUUGUGAUACUUCAUUUCUGUGUCUUUGUUUCCUGUAUUCUGUUCCAGUCUGUGUUUUGUGAUUGAGGUGUCCUCUUUUUGUACCAUCAAAUAUGGGAAAAAUACAGCCAUGGUUCUUAAGACAUAAAGCACAUAAGACAUAAAGGGGACACUUGCUAUACAGAAGGUAAAACAAGAUUAUCUUAGGCUAUUAACUUUUACCCAGUACAAGGCUUGAACUCAGCACAGAGAACAUGGUGUCUUAAUCAUACCAAAGCAUCUCUUUUUAAAGAAAGUGAAUAGUGCCACAGGCACAUGCAGGGAGACUCAACUGUCUGGAGACCUAAGUGUGGCUGGCCCUCAGUCCCAUGACAUAUAAUACAGACUUACUUUGUGGAGAUUGAAGGAACCUUCAACAUCAACUUCAAUGUGGGUAGAGUGCCUUCCCCACUGCAAACAUAGCUGUCACUGUGAGUCCAGUGAGUUGAAAAGAUGUGCACACUGGCCUACUAUGUAAAGAAAAUUCUUGUACCAACUUAAAGAUUUGGUAAAACUGGAAAAUGGGCUGGUACAGCCUGUUAUAUCAGAGAAAGAUGCAAAAUGUAUGUACUUGCAGACAAUAAUCAGGAAGUAUUGCUGAGGCCUGGGUGUUAUGACCUAAAGUAUUCAAUGUCCUAAAGCAGAGAUGCCAGUAUUAUAAGGAUGAUCAGGAUUUUGCAGAUCUUCUCUCUUUUCCUUUCCUGAAGGAAAUGGGAUGAACAGCAUGAAAUGGGCUGUACUGUGUCAGCCCAAAGGUCUGCCUGUCUUGGUAGUCUAUUUCUUACAGUGACUAGGUUUGGAGACCUGUGUUUGCUGUAAGGAUGAAGCAGUAACACAGUSAUACUUCACUUUAAUGUUCUCUUAGCCCAAUGUCCUUUCUCAAAAAAAUGUACAAACUUUUUUCAAGGCUGGAGAAAACUUUUUUGAACCUUUGGCUAUAGUAUUUAUCCUGCAACUGGUUUUAAUUAUAUUUUUACAAGGACAUGUCCUGAUGUCUGAGAACAUUAAGUAAGGGUUAGCAUAUCUUUGUUUGUAAUCAGUUUUCUUAUUAAUUACCCUCUUUAUAGAUAACUUACAUAUUCUUGGAUUUUUUCCCUAAUAUCAGCAUCCUGACAUUGCUUCUUACUAUGCUUUUUUUUUUUUUUCCCAGAAAGGCUGAAAACUCUUGUUCUUUCUUUUCAAUGAGGCUUUUUUGACAUGUAUACCUAUGCCCAGUCAACAAGUCCUAUGUAAUCCACUGACCCAUACAAGUAAUUUUUCAUCAGUUUCAUACUGUAAAACUUGUCAUUUAACCUAUAAUUGUGCUUCUGCAUGAAAAUCCCCAGUAUUCCAUAUCCAUAUGCAUUCAGUUCUAGUGUCUACACUGAAAGUAUUCUUCAGAGUUACAGAGUAACUGUAAGAGUCACUUAYGGUACUCCUUGUAGAGUGUUCUUAUAUUGCUAUUCAGGCUUCAUAUACUCAUAUAUCCAAAUAUGCUGCUAGCCUUUACUUCCCAAAUGCUGCUGUAACACUACCAUAGGAGAUGAUAUUCAGGCAGUUGAGUCUGAACGUAAAGCCCUUACCACUGCUUUCCAAUGUACAAGRUCCUAGAAAGUAAGAUUUUUUUAAUUCCAAAAUUUAUUGCAUUUUAUUUAGCAGUAUUAUAGCGAACUUUGUACUGAUCAUAUUUAUAAUUUGCAAUACUUAAGAGCUCAGUCUGUUCAAUUUUAUCAGAAGAGGAUCAGAGAUGUCAUGCCUUAAAGGGUAGAAAACCCUUUAUGGAAUUGGAAAUACUAAGUAAUAAACCAGCUUUUGUCUUGCAGAUGGGCAUAAAAACAAACAUGGAGCUAAAGCUUAGGUUGCCUACAUUGGUGCAUGUGAGAUUUCAUUGCUAGAGGCAUUUCUAAGAGGGCCGUGAUCUGAGACUGGUCUGACCUGACCAGAGCCCUUAGGUACUGCUGAAGUCCUUAAAUUUUCCCUCAAGAUUUGACAAUACCAGACAGUGAGCCAAAGCUACCAUCAGUUGCAUUUUAGCUUUCUCCUUCUGUCAAAGAGGGCUCUGCUAGAGACAGCUCACAAACAGGUCUACUCAAAGUCUGUGAAGAGCUGCAUUUCCUAAAUAUUUUAUGAGGCUGUAAGAUUUACCUGUUUGAUAGGGAUUGGACUCUGAGUUCUUGGGACUCUUAUUUUAAGGGUAACAUGUAAAUAAGGAAGAUUCCUGCUUGUAUUCCUCUGUCUUGAAUAAGAUGUGUAUUCUCUGAAUGAGGCUCUUGCAGAAUCUCUGUUCUGAUUAUAGAAACUGGAAAUAAAUCAAUAUAUGAAAGAACUGUUUUAUCUGAUAUAAAGUGAACUGAGUUGAGAGUGGGGGAAAAGAGGUUUYGCUGACAUCUGCCUAGAUUUACAGUAUUGGGCUGUCCAUUAAUCUGCAUGCUUCCUUGACCGUUUCCGUAAGUAUAAAGUAUAAACUGUAAUCUGAAGGUCUAUAGGGAGUUACGGUGUUUUUCUUCCUUUGAAUUGCAAACUUGAGUGAAGGAUUUGAGGUAAUUUAUCAUGUCCAUUCUUUGGAGUUUUUUUGUAAUGAUUUUGUUUCCCAGUUUGUCAGGACAUUGUCUCUAGACAAGUGCAAUGCUCCCUGUUCAGAAUUUGAAACAAUUCCAGAGUUUCUUAAGCAGCCUUUCAUUUCUAAGUCRCUGCGUCAGAUCUGCCCAGUCCCAAAUGGGAUGUCAUUUAAAUGAGCAGGUGAGUUUCAACUGAUAGUUUAAUGGAUAUCUAUUCAUUUUGCUAAYGCUAAAAUCCUUUUAAGGUAGAUUGGCAUCCUUCUUUUUUACCAUGAUAAUAGUUACUUCAAAGAUCAAAUGAGCAGAGGACUUUGAAUUUUMUUUUGCCUGUACUUGUGUCCCAGUAUUAAUAGCUAUGCGUAUUUGUGGAAGGAACAACACAGGAAUUGCUUUACCUUAACUGUUCCAAUGAAUAAAUUGUAAAAAAUUAGAUCCCAAGUGGACUGAAUAUUUUUAAACAAAAAGAUCAAGAUCCUUUGGAAAUGGCUUCAAGUUUUUAACACUAUAUUGGGGGUACAGAAUUUUCCAAUUUUUAAAAGGGGUUAUUUUCAUCUCUCUUCUACAAGCUGCGCUUGUGAGAAUUGGGAAGGGUUCCCAGUGAAAUAUGCUGAUUUUUGUUAGGUACUAGGCGUUGGAACAAGAAACAAUAGAUUGUCUUAUGGKAAGGGCUCAGAUUUGGCAAACUAUUGGUGAUGUCAAAAAUUUCAGAUAGCUAAAAAAUAUUACURGCUGGUUCAGUCUUACACCUACUUGCAAUUUUUGAGUUUUUUGAAUAAUGGAGUAUUUAAUUUGUAAAGGUGAAUAGUUCUUGUUUACAUGUCCUUAAUUUUACAUCCCAGGGCCGAGAAUUUUCUCAGUUCAAUUUGAAUAACUGGUGAUAAGUUUGGUAACAGGGCUGACUGUGACAGCAUUUAUCAAUUAUGCAGUUUUUCAAACCUGCUUCAUGCUUUUCCAGUCCAUGAAAUGCAACUGAAACUAUAGAUCAAUAAAAGUAGACUUGCUACACAUUGAUGGAGAAUUUCUUCCAUCUAAAUAAAAUGGUAUUUCAAAUCUAGGGUACAAAUUUUGUUCUCUACUGGCAUAGAGCAAUUUUCUAGUAAGAACAGAUACUUAGUAAUAGKUUUUUUAAUGAAACAUAGAGUUUCAAAACUAUAUUAAUUUUGGUAAACUACAUUAAUUUUGUUUAUUUUUAGUGGGAGAGUGACAGGGAGGUGUCUGACCAUGAGAAURUGAGCAGAUCUUAGGAGUUGCUGCAACAGGGCAUAUGUAGCACACAGGUUGUGCAAAACACGUUUUUAAAAUUUGGAGAAUUGUACCCAAAGACUGGAGAAAUCUUCUGAGAAAGAUCAUAGCCCACUGACUGCCUGCAGGUGCAGUGGUGGCAGACCAGUGUUUCUGAUAGACUAAUGCCAGCACGGACACUGAUAUUUUCCUACUAAUUUUGACACCAGCUUCCUGAGAGGUUCACCAGUGUUGCCUUAGGGCUCUUCUUCAUCCUGCUUCACAAAAUAAUUUSCAAGUGCUUGGACUCAGCCAGCUCACCUCCAUGGGGAAACACAUGCUCCCAUUUUGAGCCAGAGACUCCUACUGCUGAGUGCUCAGAGCUUCUGCACAUCCAGCCUCAAUUACUGAUGAGGUGAGGAGUGCUGUCCUUGUUUCUGAAGUCUCUCUCUGGCUUCUCAGCUAAGAGAGAGGUUGCAGCAGGCAGGCAUUUCUCCAGGGCUGGUGGUCAGUUGCUUUUACCAUGAGAAUGUUGCCCUGACAGCCUCCUGCUUUGUCCUUUCUGUCAUUGGGUCUGACUCAUUUGCUGCUAAUCUCCUUCAGUUCUUGCCUCUUGCUUCUCUAGAGAUGUGCAUUCUGUGCUCUGUAAAAACUUACUCUCAAAGAAAAUAAUAAACCCUGUAACAGUUUGAUUUAGCAUUACUGUAAAGUGUAUGCACCAAGGGAUGGCAAGUAAGGGAUUUCUUUCCUUUGGAGUAUUUAUAUCUGUAACCAGAUAUAUAGGUAUAUCUGUGUAUGUAUAUAUAUAUAUAUAUAUAUUUGAGCUAGGACUUUUUGGUAUGUAUUCACUUUGUAUUGGAGUUUCUUUAUAAAGGUACUUUAAUUUCCCUAAA
Messenger RNA from Malurus melanocephalus (red-backed fairy wren), 14901 nucleotides. RefSeq names its product G patch domain-containing protein 2-like. Gene Ontology annotation, cellular component: intraciliary transport particle A. Lineage: Eukaryota; Metazoa; Chordata; Aves; Passeriformes; Maluridae. The record is from RefSeq and is a predicted model, not a curated record. Bases 91 to 2118 code for a protein of 675 amino acids. The transcript is spliced from 18 exons.